GGCCGAUACUUCGACUGUUGCUACUUUUAAUAUCAACACCCUCUACCAUGAUACUGUUUAAUUAAAAGACCCAAUUGAGCCUUUCCAGAAAAUCGCAACAUGCCAGAAGUAAUUGACGACAAAUCGCAGCAUUGCAUUCCCUUUCUUCUCAACCGCCUCAAAGCCCACCAGGCUCGCUACGCAAGCGAUCCCGACGCGCCACCAUUCUUCCUCGGGUUGAAUGGCGUGCAAGGCGCCGGCAAGACUGUCCUGGUCUCGGAACUACAGAAAGCCCUGCGCUCGCCGCAAUAUUCUCUCUCCACAGUCAUCUUCUCUUUGGACGAUAUUUAUCUCACUCAUGCAGAUCAACUUGCGCUUGCCAAAUCCCACCCAAACAAUCCAUUACUCCAGCACCGAGGCCAGCCCUCAACCCAUGACCUGCGGCUCGGAAAGCGCGUCUUCGAAUCGCUGCGUGCCAACAGGCCAACUGCAAUCCCGCAGUACGACAAAUCCGCGUUUGCGGGUCAAGGCGACCGAGUUCCAGAAGCACAAUGGGAGGUUGUCAAUACCGAAGGGAGCGAGACAAUAAAAGUCGUUAUAUUUGAGGGAUGGUGCGUUGGGUUUCGGCCAUUAGAUGAUGAUGUUUUGAGACAGAAAUGGAAUGCUGCGGUGGAACAGAAAGUGCAGAGUGGCAGUGGGUACGACGGCCGAUUGGGAUAUGUGAAGCUUGAGGAUGUGCAAGUGAUCAACGACGCUUUGAGGGAGUAUGACGGAUUGACCGACCAACUCGACACCUUAAUUCACAUCGAUGCCCAAAAUACUCGAUUUGUAUAUGACUGGCGACAGGAACAAGAAAGAACACUGCGCGCCGCUAAAGGAACGGGAAUGACCGAAGAGCAAGUGAAUCGCUUUGUCGACGGGUAUUACCCUUCAUAUGAACUAUUCACGGAAACCUUGCGAAAAGGCGUGUUUGCGUCAGAAACCAUCGCAACAUCCAAAUCGUCGGAUUGGCAGGGUCGACAACUUAGGCUCGUUGUCGACAAGAACCGCCGAGUCCAAGAAGUUAUUCAAAUAUAAAGCGGGUCUAAAAUGACAGUCUAAAUGUGACAAUGCAUACAAUAUUCCUUAUAAUUAGAGCAGUUAUGGGU
Talaromyces proteolyticus is the source of this 1127-nucleotide messenger RNA. RefSeq names its product P-loop containing nucleoside triphosphate hydrolase protein. Lineage: Eukaryota; Fungi; Ascomycota; Eurotiomycetes; Eurotiales; Trichocomaceae. The coding region runs from base 100 to 1056 and encodes 318 amino acids. The transcript has 5 exons. The record is from RefSeq and is a predicted model, not a curated record. Gene Ontology annotation, cellular component: cytoplasm.